This is a messenger RNA of Cladophialophora bantiana CBS 173.52, 1410 nucleotides long. RefSeq names its product glycerol kinase. The record is from RefSeq and is a predicted model, not a curated record. Gene Ontology annotation, cellular component: mitochondrion. The coding region runs from base 1 to 1410 and encodes 469 amino acids. Gene Ontology annotation, molecular function: glycerol kinase activity. NCBI's taxonomy places the organism in Eukaryota, Fungi, Ascomycota, Eurotiomycetes, Chaetothyriales, Herpotrichiellaceae. The transcript is spliced from 5 exons. Gene Ontology annotation, biological process: glycerol metabolic process; triglyceride metabolic process; glycerol-3-phosphate biosynthetic process.
AUGCUUAAGUGCGACCGACAAGGAGUGCUGUACGGUAAUAAAUCGAACAAGACUUUCGUUGGCGCAAUCGACAAUGGCACCACCAGUACACGAUUCCUUAUCUUCGACCAGUUGCCGAGCAUCAAAUCGAGUUUCAACAGCAUUAUCCACACUCCGGCUGGCAUGAACACGAUCCCCAGGACCUUGUCUCUUCGGUCUGCACUUGCAUUGGCUAAGCAUGCGCCUCCUUUACCUCUCAAGGACACCCGUAGCGCGCACAUUGUGCGCGAACUCAAACAGAAGCCGGGGGCAGAUGAGCUCAUGGAACUUCGUGGUCUCCCGCUGUCGACAUACCCAAGUUCCACGAAAGUAUUAUGGAUGUUAAGUCACGUUGACAAGGUGAAGAAGGCGUACGCGGAAGGAAGACUGGCCUUCGGGACGGUGGAUACCUGGCUCGUGUACAAGUUGAACGGCGGCGUUGAAAGAAAUGUCUCCACUUGCCGAAAAUCGUUCCCUCGUCAGACCCCGAGGCAUACGGCACGCUCGCAGAGCAAACUCAAGGGAGUCAAAAUCACAGGCUGCUUGGAUGACCAGUCGGCCGCGUUGGUGGGACAAUGUGGCCUUUCCCCCGGCCGGGCAAAGAACACGUACGGCGCGGGAUGUUUCCUUCUAUACAACGUGGGCGAAAAGCCCGUGAUUUCGACACACGGCUUGCUCGCCACGGUGGCGCAUGAUUUCUCGCCGCAGGGCAUCAAGCCCGUCUACGCGCUUGAGGGAUGCAUCGUCGUGGAUGGCCCGUCGGUCAAGUUCCUCGUCAACAAGCUGGGCUUCGGCAGCGAGUCGUACCAGAUCUCCGACCUGGCGGGGACGGUCAAAGACAACGACGGGCGUGUCUUUGUCACGGCAUUUUCGGGCCUGUUCGCGCCGUACUGGUACGACGACGUCAAGGGCACCAUAUUCGGGUUGACGGGAUACACGGAGAAAGGGCACAUCGCGCGGGCUACGUUGGAGGCGACGUGUUUUCAGACCAAGGCGAUCCUGGACGCGAUGGAGAAGGACGCCGGUGUCCACCUGAAGGAGCUGGCCGUGGACGGGUGCAUGAGCAACAAGGAAAUGAAUCACGAAGUUGACGAAAAGCAUUGGUUGUCCACGCAGACGCAGUCCGACAUAAUCCAAAUCCCCGUCGACCGGCCCCAGAUGCGCGAGACCACGGCCGUGGGCGCCGCCAUCGCGGCGGGCUUUGCGGCCAAGGUGUGGUCGUCCUUCGACAAGCUGAAGGAGAUCAACGCCGAAGGACGACACUUUUUGCAGCCCGGCAUCUCCAAGCGCGAGAGUGACAGGCUGUGCAGAUGUGUCGAGGGUGGAUGGACGAGGACGAGGAUGAAGAGGAGUGGGAGAGGAAGACGCGUGGAAAACAUAGCGAGUACCUAG